AUGUCGAGUACGCCGCCGACGAGCAAGUCCAAGUCGUCUAGCACUUGCGACAACUGCAGGAAGCGCAAAAUCAAGUGCGUCGAGGCCGAAGAGCCGGGUCCAUGCACCGGGUGCCGUAACCUCCAGAUCGCGUGCACGCACGACUACGUGAAGAAGAAGCCGGGGCGGAAGAAUGCCUUCGCCAUGCAGGUGAGGGCUCAGAACCAGAACAAGCCAGCCCCGCCCGCCGAACCAUCGUUCCGCCCUUCGUACUCACCAUACCCUGCCAGGCCGCCCGCUCUAUCACCAUUGGAGGAGUACGGGACGCCGCGCUCCCCAUUCUCGUCCCUCGCCCUCACGGGGAUGCGAAGUAACCACGACAACGGUGGCCUGUCGUGGCUGGACAGCAUUACUCUCGACGGCGGCAGCGUCUUCGGACCUGUAGACUUUGGCUUCGAUCCCUUCUCGGGGCCGGGGACAACCCAGUUUCCUUCGGAGCAGGCGCAGCUGUUAUCGCUGGAGAGUCCGGAGGUCGCCACGGCGGCGCAGCUGCGCCAGCGCGAGCCGCAACUCGAGGACGUUGCGUCCUGGGCCAACAUUUCCCACUUCAUUUCGCUGUACCUGCAACACCAAUGGCCGUUGCUGCCGCUCGUGCACCGGCCGACGUUCAGCGAGAACCUCGCAACACGCCUCGACUUGCGCGACACCGACUUCCGCGCACUCCUCCUGUCCAUCGUCGCGCUAACCAUCUCACAGCUCCCGACGUCACGCCUCGUAACGGAGCAGUACGACGUUGAAGGCCUCAAGCGUCUCCAGCGGCGUUGCCACCGCACGUCGCAACUCCUCCAGCGCUCCUAUACCGGCCAGGUGACGCUCACCCAGAUCUGUAUCAUCAUCUUUGACAACUUCUACCUUCUUUCCAUCGGACUCACGCACACCGCCGCGGCGCGGCUAGGUCAAGCCGUUCAACUGGCUUUCUGCCUCGGUCUCCAUUCGGACGCCAAGACUGCUGCCCUCGGCCUUGACCACAUCGAGGUCCAGCUCCGCCGCCGCGUCUUCUGGCAACUCUACGCAAGCGACAAAACCCGUGCGAUCCCCGGCAAUCCGAUGCUCAUCAACGACUUCCAGGGUGUGUGCUCGUACCCCGAGGCGAUCGACGACGACUUCAUCACGUCGCAGGGCAUGUUCCCGCAACCGGCGCACAAGACGUCCCUCCUCGCCGGUUUUGUUGCCGUGUCCAAGCUCUUCCGCAUCCUGUCCGAGUGCUUCUUCCACCACCGCUGCGCUCUGAGUGAACUCCAGACGAUCACGACCGCUUGGACCGUCGUGGCCGAGGAGCGCGUGCAUGCGCUCCUCCGCGAACUCCCGUCUGCGAUCCAAGAUCCACCCAGCGUGCCCCUCGAGGCGAACCGGCAAGUGUUCGCGACACAACGUGCCAACAUUCUUAUUACCGUCGCCAUUGUCAAGUUUGCUCUGUACGACCUGCGCUCAGCCUUGAAUGUCAACGAGGAUCAACUGGCUCGCGAGCGCGAGGCCAUCGCCCGCGAGAUCCACAACCUUCUUAUGAGCAUACCCGUUGAAGACUUAGCAAGCAACGGCGAGAGCGUACGCGGCAAGGUAUUCCACAUUGCGUGCGCGCUCUGCGGACAGGCCAGCACGCCGGGCACCGACUCGGACCUCGUGCGCGACUGGUGCGACAUGUUUUCGACGAUCACCUUCGUCCAGAUGCCUGUUCCCGCGGACCCGCCUCUCGACUCCCGUAGUAACACGCCGCCUGCUGAGCCUGAACUGACAAGUGCGCCAUAG
Cutaneotrichosporon cavernicola is the source of this 1785-nucleotide messenger RNA. RefSeq lists its product as uncharacterized. Gene Ontology annotation, molecular function: zinc ion binding; DNA-binding transcription factor activity, RNA polymerase II-specific; DNA binding. The record is from RefSeq and is a predicted model, not a curated record. Lineage: Eukaryota; Fungi; Basidiomycota; Tremellomycetes; Trichosporonales; Trichosporonaceae. The transcript is spliced from 5 exons. Bases 1 to 1785 code for a protein of 594 amino acids. Gene Ontology annotation, biological process: DNA-templated transcription; regulation of DNA-templated transcription.